AUCUUCCGAGGCUCCAGCCUCUCAGUGGAGUCCCCUGAGUCUCACCGGGACCCGGGCUGCACUCUCCUCCGGCACAAUGAGCAGCAGCUUUGUGGGCACCUGGAGGCUGGUCUCCAGCGAGCACUUCGAUGACUACAUGAGAGCGCUGGGUGUGGGGUUAGCCACCAGAAAACUGGGAAAUUUGGCCAAGCCCAAAGUGAUCAUCAGUAAGAAAGGGGAUACUAUAACCAUAAGGACUGAAAGCACCUUUAAAAAUACAGAGAUCUCUUUCAAGCUUGGCCAGGAAUUUGAAGAAACCACAGCUGACAACCGGAAAACAAAGAGUGUCGUAACCUUGGCCAGAGGCUCAUUGAAUCAAGUGCAGAAAUGGGAUGGCAAAGAGACCACAAUAAAGAGAAAGCUGGUGGAUGGGAAAAUGGUAGUGGAAUGUAAGAUGAAAGGCGUGGUCUGCACCAGAGUCUAUGAGAAGGUCUGAGAAAAUGGAUGCCUCGUUGACCUGAUAUUUGCUCAGCUGUUUCCAUGGCAGAGUCUGACUACACUGCAGUGUGCUUGUUCUUGCUUUUAUCUUAAUAGAUCAGACAGGAUUAAUUUACAAUCCAGCAUUAUUCGAAUAUGUUCAAUAUUCGAAUUGCUUGCAUAUCUUUGCUGUCUUAAAGUGUCUAGAUUGCCCUGACCUAAAUAGUUGAUAAUGUCAGUAAUUAAUUGUAAAAUUCUAACUUGCAUUUUGCAUACCUGCAAUGAUAAUAAAAGGAAGUAAACAUUCUGGUCAGGGGUAGCUCACACAGAUGCCUGCCGGGCGGGAGUGCCGAGGGGGAGGAGCAGAAGUGAGGCAACCCAGAGGAGCAGCUCCAGCCAAGACAAGCCGUCUCUACUCGACUCCAGCCAAUUUUUUCAAAUUGAGGUUAACUUAUAGACAGUGAAAUGCACAUGUCUUCAAGGUAAAGUUUAACCCAUUGCACGCACCCAUGUCACUCACAUCCUGUUCAAGACAUAGUGCAUUUCCUUAACCCCAGAAUGCUUUCCCAUGCCCCUUCCCAGGUCGUGUCCUGCCCUGUCCCACCUCCAACAAAAGCAAACAGUGGCUUAGUUUCUGUCACCAGAGAUUCGUUUUGCCUGUUCUCAAACGUCAUGUAAAUGGAUUCAUAUGUUAUGUAUUCUUUUGUUUGCCUUUUAAAACUCAGCGUGUUUUUGAAAUUCAUCCAUAUUGUUCCUGCAGAGUAAUGGGUUUCUUUUUAUUGCUGAGCAGUAUCUCAUUGUGUGAAUGUAUCACAGAUUCUUUAUCUCUUAUUCUCUUGAAACAGUUGGGCUAUUUCAAUUUGGGGCUAUGAUGAGCAAAGCUCCUAUAAACAUUCUCAUACAAGGCUGUUUGUAGACACACGAGUUCCUCUCUUUUGGAUGAAUUACUAGGCAUGAAAUUCCUGGGUCCAGUUGGUUUUGACAGGCAGGAAUGAAGGAACUCUGUGUUCCAAUAAUAAUGAAACUAUUUCCGAUGUCUUACAUGAUUGAGCAAAUGAGAAGAUGUAUUAACGUUAGGAGACAGAAUUCUCCCUCUGGAAGAAGGAACAUGCAGCUAUGGAAUGAGGGGGAAGCAAACAAUGUGAAAAUGCACUGGGAUAGAUGGAAAUUCACGGUUUCUAAGGCAUGUAUUUGUAUGUGUGUGUACAAUGUGACAUGCAUACCUGCAUGUCCUGAUGUGCGUAUGCACAUAUGUGUUAAUGUGUAUGUAUACAGUAGUUCCCCCUUAGCCUUAAGGGAUACGCUCCCAGACCCCCAGUGGGUGUCUGAAGCCACAGAUAGUACCAAACCCUAUACAUACUAUGUUGUUUCCCUAUACAUACAGACCUACGAUCAAGUUUAAUUUGUAACUCAGGCACAGUAAGAUAUUAACACCAAGAGCUAACAAGAAAAUAGAACAAUUAUGACAGUAUACUCUAAUAAACGUUAUGUGAGUGUGGUCUCUCUCAGAUAUCUUGUAUUGUCUUCACCUUUUCACUUAGAGGAAGCACUUUAAGGCAUAUCCGAAUUGCCAGCAGCACUACUCUUGCGUUUUGGGGCCAAUAUGCAGUAAAAGAAAGGUUAUUUGAACACAAGCCCUGCGAUCUGACAACCCAGACGGCAGCUCAGUGACCACCGGGCACGGAGCGUCUACAGCGUGGAGACGCCGACAGGGGAGUCACCUCCCAGGCUGGGCGGGCAGAAUGGCGCAAGAUUGCAUCAUGCUACUCAGCACUGCACGGAACUUAAAAGUUAUGACUUGUUUAUUUCUGAAAUUUUUCAUUUAAUACUUUUGGACUUGAUUUACUGCAGGUAACUAGCUGAAACCACAGAAAGCAAAGCCGAGAAUGAGGAGGGACUUACUGGACACGUACACACAUGCAUGUGUUUCCCAACUACUAGUAUAUCUGCCAAAGAGCUUAGAAGCAAAGACACCUCCGUGGGAAUGAGUGCACCCAGCACCCACACCUUGGUGUCUACACCUCAUGCCCCACUAAAACGAAGGAGGCUUUGGAAAAAAGGCCAAUCCCAAUGGGAGAGCAGUAGGAACCACCUGAGUCUAAAAUAUCUUGUUAUGACAGAAAGUAAGGACGUGUUCAAAUAAAUAACGAGCAAAUAAAUAACGAGGUAUGUCACCCAAAUAUGCCAAUCAGCUUGAAGGCACUCCCACUGGUUGGCCCAAACUGGGAUAAUUUGAGAAGCAAAAUAAUAAAGAAAAAUCAUAAAUUACAAACCAUUGGGGGAAAAUAAGAAUCUGUGAGUAACACUGGAGGGAGGGAGAGAAAGAGAGAGAGAAAGGAGAAGGAAUUGUCUUCCUUACCAUAGAGUGCCAUGGGCUCACCCGUAAAUGUGGAAGAAGAGUGGGAAUUGGAAAAUCAUCAUUUUUCAACCACCACAGUAAAUAAUGACUCAGUAAGAAUGAUCAAUGAUGUUGAGGCCAGAGGGAAAUUCUGGUUAGGAGCAGGAUAUUGGUUUGCUCCUAAGGUAUCUCCACACGGAUUGCUCAUUAGUGACACGGGAAAGAACAGCAGCUGCGCAGCGGGAAAACUGGGUGACCUCCUGACCGGGUAGCUCACAUGAACCUUGCCAACGAAGGACGGGUGCAAAACACGUGGCUUCCAUGUGACACCCUGAGAAGGAGGUGACAUCACUUGCGUAGUAUUCUGGCCAGGAACCCAUGUCUGGGCCUAAUCUGAAGAAACAGCAGACAAACUCCAAAUGAGUAAUGUUCUGUUAAAAAGGGGGAAGGGGUGUUGGUUGAAUUCUUUAAAAAUCACAGAAGACAAAGAGAGGCUCUGGGGAAAUGUCCCACUGGAUGUGAACUAAACGUACCUGGCAGCUCCCUGCAGUCAGUGCCUCGCGCUGCACCUGUGCAGAUAAAACAAUACUCCAAGGGGCAAUAUUAGAGGAACUGGCAAGUUGGAAUAAAGACGGCAACUUAGACUAGAAGUUUACUGUGACUACACAAGACAAUAUCCCUAUUUUUGGGAAAAUACAUUGAGGUAGGUUGGGGUCAUGGUCCAUAAUGUAUGCAAUUUACUAAAAAGUUUCAUAAAAAACAUUGUGUGCAUGUACAUCCAUUACAUACACACCUCCAGAAAGAGAGCAAUUGAUAGAGCAAAUGGGCUAAAAUCUAACAAUACAUGGAUCUAAGCACAAGCGAUUUUUUUUUUUUUUGCCUCAGUCUGAUUCUUGAAACUUCUGCAAGUUUAAA
Myotis myotis is the source of this 3709-nucleotide messenger RNA. RefSeq names its product myelin P2 protein. The transcript is spliced from 4 exons. Lineage: Eukaryota; Metazoa; Chordata; Mammalia; Chiroptera; Vespertilionidae. The coding region runs from base 77 to 475 and encodes 132 amino acids. Gene Ontology annotation, molecular function: fatty acid binding. The record is from RefSeq and is a predicted model, not a curated record. Gene Ontology annotation, biological process: fatty acid transport; membrane organization. Gene Ontology annotation, cellular component: myelin sheath; nucleus; cytosol.